Coniophora puteana RWD-64-598 SS2 is the source of this 1974-nucleotide messenger RNA. RefSeq lists its product as uncharacterized. Bases 1 to 1974 code for a protein of 657 amino acids. Lineage: Eukaryota; Fungi; Basidiomycota; Agaricomycetes; Boletales; Coniophoraceae. The record is from RefSeq and is a predicted model, not a curated record. The transcript is spliced from 6 exons.
AUGGAGCAGAUGACUAUCUUCAUCAGUUGCUGCUGCGAAAUGCGCAACGACGUGGCCACCCUUCAGCACGCCUCAAAGAAUACAUCUGUUGCUCCUACGUUCAUCCCAUAUUUAUAUCUACAGGUGGCUAGCAACGCUACUGGCCUUGACGAUGGCCAGAUCCAUGUCCUAUGGAGCGCACUAAAGGACCACAUUUGGUCUGCUCCGACUGCAAAGGAGAUCUAUCUGUCUUUGCCUCAGGUGUUCGAGCAGCAUGGCGCACAUCGUGCUUUGUACUCCCUCCACCCUCCUACUCGACACUGUAAAAAUGACGCCUGCGACAAGUCAUCGGAGUUGAGGCAAGAGAACGUUCUGGACGCCAUUGUCUUUACUAUAAGCCAUGGCGUUCAGCUGGGCAAGUCAACAGACCUCACAUGCGAUAGAUGUGGUUACCAAUACCAUUAUAAUUACUACGUUCACGACAAUUGCCUCACGUGCACAUACUACGACGACUACGACGUACACGAAUACCUCCAAGUAGGUACACAUCAAUUCAUUGAAAGGGUGCUAGCAGAGUUAUGGACAAACUCGAUGAUGGUUUCCGCCACGUCUGCCACAAGCUUGGCCAAAACAUAUGAGCUCACCUUCGCACGGAAUGGUCACGCCUUCAGUGACCGGUAUUUUACCUCCUCUCUGCUAGAAGAAGGCGACGCAGAGCCCGACAAGUUCAGCACAUACCUGAACCAAGAACAGGUGUGGGCUGCCUGGACGAUCCUCGCGCUCCUCCGAGAUCAAAUGGUGAUCAAACUCCCUCUAUCAAUUCCCCACAAAGGCGAUAACCGCACACGUUUCAACGAUGCUAUGCAAGAGCGUAACGAGCGCAUAGUACUCUGUGGGCAGGCCGAAUUAUUACAUCAUUGCAGUGGCUGCAUGCGCGUAUUUGAGGAGCAUACAUCGGAGGGCAUCAAACGCUGGAAGUGCCAAGUUGCUGUCAGCGACGGGGUGACCAUCGGUCACUUCGUCUGCAAGUAUCAUCGAUGCACCUAUCCGCUUGAAACCAAGCUCGACCACUACUGCGAACUGCAUUCCUACCUCGCAAACAUUUGCGCCGUCGAGGGCUGCUCGAACUCCAUUGUGCCUACAUACCGAACGAAAAGCACAUGCAAUGACCAACAACACCGGGAGAUGGAGAUUCAAAGUCGCGAUCGAGGCAGGUCCAUGUUUGAACUCAAGAAUCGACUUGCACGUGUCAAGACUGCACAUCGAGAAGAAUCAAACGAUGACGACGACGACGAGAGCCUCUAUACGGAGGCUCUUGAAUAUUUCGAAGUCGACGAAGCUGGGAACAUCACUCAGCACGUUGAUCACAGCCCUGUCAAUGUCGGCGUCCCUGACACCACCAACGAGGAUCAAGAAACCUGUCCGUCCAAGCGUCCCAAACGCUUCAAACUCCUGCUCGCACGCCGCCGCUCCUGUUGCGAAGUCACAAUUGUUCGUCCCUGCGGCAUAAUCCUUGCUCGAGGCACCUUUAAUCGCGCUGAGGCUGUCUCGAACGUAUUGAAAAUGGUUAAAGACAUAUUCAGCAUACCCGGUGCUCAAAAACCUGAGCACUGGAUAUACGACACCGCCUGCAAGGCCAAAAAGCAGGCGAUGCAAGACCCUUGGUGGGACACCGUUGGUAUGUCCGUCGACAUAUUCCAUUUUCGCAACAAGCACAAGACGACAGACGAGUUCUGCCAGCGGUACUGCAACCCUGCUGACUUUCCGGAGCUGCAGUCGGAGGAUGGAAGCGGGUGGUGGUUUAAUUCCAGUGUUGCAGAACAGGUAAACGUAUGGCUUGGCUCAUUUCAUGCAAUCGUCCGGGAGAUGAGGCCAAUAAGGUACAAUUUCUUUCUAGACGAGAUGGUUCGUCUUCGUAACAUAGAUGUCCUUGCCUCUCUCGAGAGGAAAGGCCUCUGUCCCACUUAUUCUCCUUGUCCCUCUGACACAAACUAG